UGAAACCAAAGCGGAUCUCACCCGGAUGUUUUCGUUGCGCGAGCAUGUUCCACAUUUUAAACAUGGCGGCGACCGUGGUUACAAGUUUAUGUUUAUUACAGCUGCAUAAGAUGUCAUGCUCGAGGAAUAUAUGCCGUAAUUUAGUAACUGUAGGCUUAUUCGGUAGUGACAAAACGCGACCGAAACGCUUAACAUGCAAUAGUUAUUCCCACAUGAAACAGGCAUCGCAUUUUACACAGAACGAUCGGCUCUCGCGCAUCCCGGUCGAUAAACUGAAGAUAACAUACAGUCGGAGCAGUGGACCCGGCGGUCAACAUGUCAAUAAAGUCAGUACAAAAGCAGAGGUCCGUUUCCAUGUGCAAACAGCAGAAUGGAUACCAGAAGAAGUGAGGCAAGAGAUUCUCUUAAAAAAUAAAACACGUGUCAACAAAGCCGGAGAGUUAAUUGUGACCUCAGAUAUUAGCAGAAGCCAACAGAGAAAUCUAGAAGACUGUCUUCAGAAGAUCUCAGAAAUGAUUACUGAAGCCAGUCAGCAGAAACCAGAGCCUUCUGAGGAGGAUAUCACCCUGAGAGCUCAUAGAUUAGAGAAAAGAAAUAUGGAAAGACUCAAACAGAAGAAAUUACAUGCGGCAACAAAGCAAGCAAGACGAGUUGACUUUGACUGAACCCAAUUUAUGAGUGUUUGUUCUGUAUUCAAACUUUGAUAUAAACAUUGCAAAAUGA
Molecule: messenger RNA, 723 nt
Organism: Cyprinus carpio (common carp)
Lineage: Eukaryota; Metazoa; Chordata; Actinopteri; Cypriniformes; Cyprinidae
Gene: mrpl58
Product: mitochondrial ribosomal protein L58
Biological process (GO): mitochondrial translational termination
Cellular component (GO): mitochondrial large ribosomal subunit
Molecular function (GO): translation release factor activity
Source: RefSeq, a predicted model, not a curated record